Mycosarcoma maydis (corn smut) is the source of this 513-nucleotide messenger RNA. RefSeq lists its product as uncharacterized. The transcript has a single exon. The record is from RefSeq and is a predicted model, not a curated record. NCBI's taxonomy places the organism in Eukaryota, Fungi, Basidiomycota, Ustilaginomycetes, Ustilaginales. Bases 1 to 513 code for a protein of 170 amino acids. Gene Ontology annotation, molecular function: peroxiredoxin activity.
AUGGCCGCCCCCAAAACCGAUCAAGAUAGUGGAGCUGCACCUGCACCUGCACCUGCACCUGCACAGGCCCGCUCGGCUGACUGGGUUGAGCUGCACCGAACGUUGCACUCGACUGGCGAUGAGAUUCGACGUCAAGUGGUGGGAGAAGAGUAUGUCAACCGCAGCUUGGCCAACGCGAGCGAGUUCACCAUGCCCAUGCAGCAAUUAGCAACCGAAUAUGCGUGGGGCGGUAUAUGGUCUCGUCCCGGAUUGGCACGACGUGAUCGCAGUAUCCUCAACAUUGGCAUGCUCGCCGCGCUGGGAAAGUCGACUGAACUGGCCACCCACGUUCGAGGCGCACUUAACAAUGGCGUUACCGAGACCGAGGUUCAAGAAUGCUUGCUUCAGGUGGCGACGUAUGUGGGUAUGCCAGCGGGUAUGGAGGCGUUCCGAGCGGCAGACAAGGCGGUGCAAGAAUGGAAGUCUACCAACGCCAACGCUCAUGUCGCUGCUUCAAAGCCCGAACAGAAGUAG